UGCGAGAAAACCUCUAUCCUUUCAGCCAUUGGCGCUUAACUGCCAUACAUGCAUGUCUUGUACAGUGCGGAGUACGUACUGGGCUCGCUUCGCUGGCCACCCACACCGCAUUCUGUUCAGCCGCAUUUGCUCAAGGCCUAGAGCCCAACUACGUAUUGCAUGAUGAUUACCCCGCCUGCGUGAUCUGAUAUGACUGGCCCACGUCCAGUCUCACCGUAUCCUCUCUAGGAUCAGGAAUCCCAAACGCUAAUCAAGAACAUGACAGCAGAAUGUCGAUAGACCACGGGACAAGGGCUAUUGAUGUCGAGAGCUGGCUCACUGAGCCUGGGGCCUACAUGAGCGGUCUCGGCUUGGCGGGUUCCUUUUACGAAGCUAUCCUACAACUCUUUACCAAGCUCGUUCGGCACGCAAAAUCUUUAAAUGCAGAACAUCAUGUUCAACCCGCGGUGGCCCACAAGUAUACACACGAGCUGCGACGGUUCUACCUCUGGGGCGACGGGUUCGAUGCCGCCGAGGGCCAUCUCGAUGAGAUUCUUGUCGGAGCGGCCGAACUACGGGCCAAUGUCUUAUCGCUCCUCUUUCAGCUGAGCCGGGUGUUGACUACAGAGCUUGGUCGGCUUGCGGGUGUUGAAGACUUGCAAGCGGAUUCAUGGUUCGCCGCAGAGUUGGCAGAGGUGAAGAGGAUGCAAGAGAAAGUCAAUAUCGUCUUACAAGAUCCCGCAUCCUUUUUUGACCUGCCCGGAGAUGUCGAGUCUCUUUCCGGGUCGCAAACAUCCGACAUGGACGACGAAGAUGUGCUCGACGACAUAACCGUCUAUCUGGAUUGCCUGAUGGACCUGUGCCAGGCUCUAGAGAACCCGGCCGUGGAUCUGAUUGACGAGCAAGACGUGCUAGCACAAGAAGCCGAGCUUUUUGCCGUAUCGUCACAGCCAGCCGUAAACUACUGUCGCAAAAUAAGAGACCAGUACCCACAGCUGCCAAAGUUCUUGGUCGAGCGGCUGGGCGAGCUCAAUGCAGUCAGGGUUGCGCAUUUGCUGGAGCAAGAAAGACUCAAACUCGCUGCGGGGCUUGCUGGGACGGCGACCAUGCAGGGAAUAACUCAGAAGUCGCUCGGGCCACGGGACAACCAGACGUGGACGAAUCCCCCAACAGAGUCUCUAGUUUCCGAGAGCCACCGCAAUCCCACAGACACCACCAAAUCGACGCUUCGGUCAGACUCUAUCUUCGACACGAACCACCCCGCCGCUGCCGGGCCGUCGCGGCAGGCACAUCAGAAAAAACCGAGCAUAUCGCUCGAAAUCGAUGACACAGGAUCGGUUGCAACCUUUGCAUCAUUUUCAACUACGGCGUCAGCACUCAGCAAAGGCCGACCAAGAGUCCCUGCGUUGCCAGAGGUCGCCCAUGCUGGAGGACCAUUCUCUUGUCCGGCAUGUCACCAGGAGUUGCGUGGCAUAACCACUCGAGCUGCAUGGAAAAAACAUAUUUACGAUGACCUCCGGCCUUACUGUUGCACGUUCGAGACCUGCGAAGCGGGCCAGGACCUUUACAGUAGCACCGGGUCGUGGGCUAUGCAUGAGUUGGUUCACCACAAGAUCGCGGCGCUGCAGGGGGACAAUGAGACAAUGGGGCCCCAGCUUGAGCCGCACCUUGCAUCAAAGCGAGCCAAUCGACUAUGCCCCUUUUGUGGUCCCGUCUCACGACAGCUUGACCAGAUAGCCUACUUCAAACAUGUCAGUAAACAUCUUCAAGAAGUCGCCCUGGCUGCCUUGCCACAUACGUCUCAAGCAGAAGACGACUCGAGCUUUAGUAGUGCCUCGGACUCUCUGCCAUCUGGGAGGCCGGCAAUGGAAACAACUACCAACGAUGACAGAGCCUCGAUGGAAAUUAAGCACGUUGAUUCCAACACCGACGAGAAUGUGGAGCGGGCUUCAUCCCUAGCCACAACGCCCGCAAGACUAGAUAUCUACAUAAGCAAGCCUAUUCUCCCCUGUGAGCUAACCUUGUAUGAUCAGCGGUGUAUAUUUUCCACGAACGACGCAGUGCUGUGGCGCAAGCACAUCUUCGAACAUGUUGCCACCAGGUCGCCGUUCAAUGAAAGUUGGCCUUGCUGGUUUCCGGAUUGCGACGAAGCCUUCGACACGACAAUCAGCAAGUUCACGUAUGAGCCCGUUACCUGGGACCAACGUGUCUUUUACCAACGGCUAGACCAUAUAAAGGAGCACCUACAGAGCGGGAGCACCAUGAACGAUGCGCGUCCCAACGAGGCAUUCCGGACUUGGCUUGGGAAGCCCCCGGCACCCGCCCUACCGGACCAACGGGCAAUCCUGUGCAGCCACUGCCAGGUGAUUUGGACAGACCCCGAGGGGGUUAGGCCUGAAGGAGAAGCAGCUUCUGGAAUCCCAUGUCCAAAAUGCAAGGCUGAGUGGAAGUUUUUCAAUACCUACGGCGACCUGUCACGGAAGCAACCAACGAGGUGCGCAGAGCAGCACUUUGGCGGUAAACAUGUAGACGGCGAAAAGACCUGCGACCAUAACUGGGCGAAGGAAAGGACAGCCUUUAUGGGGGGUUACGUGGUCUGCAUCGAAUGCAGGAUUGCGAUAAAGCCCGAGGAUUGGACCCACACGUGGGUGCAGUCUCAGCUUCGUGGGGACAUGUGCUGCUACUGCGGAAUAACGACGCAAAUGGGCAAGGACGCAAAACGCGCAAAAGACUGGAGGUACAGGCCUCUUCCAGCCGCCGGGGAAGGUUUAGAGCCAGAGGCGGACAAGAAGAAAAACAAGCCUCUGGAAUGGUUGCGGCGGAGUCUCCAGCGGUGAUAUCGAGGUUGCUUGAUGCCUACCUUGUCUGUCUGUCAAGCCAGGUGACUAUGGGCAGACUGUGUCUUCCUCACAGCUGAAGUCGAGUGUCGGGCGUCCUGCACUGCAUUACAUGGUGCAGCUGGUCAUUUUUGGCUACGAGACAGUUUCGUGCCGCAAGAAGCAAGAAAAGUAACCUAAUCUAGGUGCCUUUCUCAAUACACUU
Lasiosphaeria miniovina is the source of this 3021-nucleotide messenger RNA. RefSeq lists its product as uncharacterized. The transcript has 3 exons. The record is from RefSeq and is a predicted model, not a curated record. Bases 270 to 2816 code for a protein of 848 amino acids. Lineage: Eukaryota; Fungi; Ascomycota; Sordariomycetes; Sordariales; Lasiosphaeriaceae.